Molecule: messenger RNA, 1280 nt
Organism: Aureobasidium pullulans EXF-150
Lineage: Eukaryota; Fungi; Ascomycota; Dothideomycetes; Dothideales; Saccotheciaceae
Product: inosine monophosphate dehydrogenase
Exons: 1
Coding region: 123-1187 (354 amino acids)
Molecular function (GO): nitronate monooxygenase activity
Source: RefSeq, a predicted model, not a curated record
GGAAUGGCGGGUGUUGCGGGCCGUUGGCACAAGCAUUGUUAUAAGAUCGGGUUCAACUCGCGCUCCAAGGAUACAGCUCAUUCUGUUCUAUACCAGGCUUCAAGUCCCUGUUAUACUAAGAGAUGGCCGGACUACUAAAGAAUGCAUAUCCUUGGAUCAAACUUCCGUUGAUCGUAUCGGCACCAAUGCUGAACGCCGCCACUCCGGCCCUUGCGGCUUCCGUGAGCCAGGCACGCGGUAUUGGAUUCCUAGCUGGUGGGACCAAACCUGCUGAGCUCGAUGAUCUUCUGGCUAGGACGACGGCCUUGUUCGAUUCAGCCUCACCACUUCGAAGAGGUCCUAACGACACACUACCUUUCGGUGUCGGCUUCCAGAACUGGGGAUGCAAACUCGAUGCCAUGAUACCGAUGUUCCGCAAGCAUCGCGUCGCUGCGAUCUGGCUCUUUGCUCCGAAACAUUUAUCUGACUUCGCUUCGUGGGCUCGGGAGAUUCGGGCUGUGAGCGAUGGAUAUACACAAGUCUGGAUUCAGGUUGGGACGGUAAUGGAAGCCUUGGAAGUAAUGAGGUUGGCUCGUCCUGACGUCCUGGUCGUACAAGGAACGGAUGCUGGAGGACACGGUCUACGCCAGUCUGCCAGCAUCAUCUCGUUACUACCGGAAACUAAGGAUGCGCUAGAAGCUAUUGGUUUCCACAAUGUGCCAGUAUUGGCUGCCGGCGGUAUCGUCGAGGCAAGAGGGGUCGCGGCUGCGCUCUCUCUGGGUGCUGAUGGCGUGGUUAUGGGCACGAGGUUCCUUGCCGCCGAGGAAGCUGGGAUCGCAAAGGGCUGGCAAAAUGAGAUUAUCAGAGUUGGUGACGGUGGUGCCACUACCAAAAGAUCAACUCUCUGCGACCGUUUGAAGGAGACUGUUGGGUGGCCAGAACACUACGACGGAAGGGCUGUGACCAACAAAGGACAUUUGGACGAAGAGGGAGGACUGUCAGAUGCUGAGAAUGUACGUAUGUACAAGGAAGAACUCAAGCAAGGUGACGAGGCUUGGGGUGAUCACGGCAGAAUGGUGACCUACGCGGGCACUGGUGUAGGGCUCAUCAAACAACGCAGACCCGCCGCUGAUAUCGUGGAGGAAACGUCUACGGGUGCUCUGAACAUAUUACAGCGAUAUGCACGCAUGGCGAACUCCAAACUCUGAUAUCAUCAGCGGUGUCUGUAUCAAGAAGACCCUGUGAAAAAUCUACGAUUUUGUCAUAUCCCUCUGCGAGCUUCGGUCCAGCAUCCGCCCCCC